UUUGGUAACACACUGGCGAACGAUCAGCACGUGUCGUGUGUCUUUUCCCAUUCAAUCUCUUGGUGCAUUUCCCCGUGAGGAUUCUUUCAACGCGAAAGACUUCGGUGUUAAAGGUGGUGCCAACAGAAAGAUAUAUACUUAAGUGUGCUACCUUCAAAGGUGAAUUUCUCUGCAGAAGGGGCAUAAAGAAAUUGCACCAUUUGUCGGGAAGAUCAUCAAGGUGGUGAAGAACCAAAAGUGCGGUGCAUGGAUAUAACUCUGUAAUGUUAGCAAAACCAUGACAUUAUGACGAAUAAUUGAGUUUUCGUUUGCUGAGCUUUGUGAAGUUAAUUGACGCUAAAGAGAUAAUUUAACACAAAAGUGAAUAAGUUCAUUGUCUUCUUGUGGUUUUCACAGUACUUUUAAUUCAUAAAUAGGCUUCCCUCCAGCCUAUCGUAUUAAUUUGUGAAUUGUGUGUGCGUAUGAGGAAAAAAAAGAGGCCUACAAUUUUGAGAUAAUAGAGUUGAGGAAAGAGUUUGAGGAAAAAUCAUAAGACUCUCGUGCUUUAAAUGUUCACCUUUCAAUUCCGCAACUAAAAAUGCUGUGACUUUUUUUUUAUUUUGAGCUAUUGUGUCCACUGACCGAAAUUUGUUAAUUUUUUCUAUCUCUGGUAUUGUGAAUAUUUUGUGUUUUGUUCAUUUUGCGAGAGAGGCCUUUUUUCUGCGUGACCACGAAAGUAAAAGACAGCUACAACUAUGUGCACCAAAAACCAAAUAAACAUCUUGAUGGAGAAGCUAAAUGUGGGACUGCCAUCGUGCCCUAUAGACUUCAGUGGGAUCACAUCUCGACUGCCAGACAUCACUUGCUGGACCACAUCUGAUCAGGGUGGCGGUACGUCCGGCAAUCUAACGGCACUCCAUCGAUUCUACAAGGCAAAUCGCAAAAUGCCAGCAUUUCGGGGACGACGGGGACUCUGUGGAUGUCUUCAGGAUGACGAACCACCGGAGAUUUGUGUGGUCGAGGGAGCUUUCACACUCCAAACCAUCACACCGACACAACCAAUGCCGGCAAUUGAUGAGUUGGAUGCGAAAUUUGCAGAACUAGUGGAGGAGCUGGAUCUCACAGCACCCAACAAAGCUGCUAUGCUGAGUCUUCCGGCACAGAAGAAAUGGCAAAUUUACUGUUCGCGAAAGAGUCAUCAGGAUGAGGGAGCUACAGUGACGUCUGUACCACCAACUCCUGACCACUAUAUCGAUCGGUUGCGCGACAUGUCUACACAGCUCAUGGCACAACCGGAAGAUUCCCCAUGUCAUGAGUACAAUUUCAAGAUUGAGACGCAUACAGCACAGCUGGACGCUCUCAAAACAGCCCUCCGCACAUCUGCCCAUAGUUUCGUCCUGCGCUUCGUGGAGCUCGAUGGACUGGUGGUGCUGCUGGAUCUCCUGCAAAAGCUUGAUUGGCGAGUGGCCAAUAGUGCUCUUCACACCAGUCUCAUUGGGUGCAUCAAAGCCCUGAUGAACAACACCACGGGUAGAGCACAUGUUAUGGCACAUCCCACGAGUAUUGAUACCAUAGCCAGAUCUCUAGCAGCGGACAAUGUAAAAACAAAAGUAGCCGCUCUAGAAAUCCUCGGUGCGGUAUGUCUCGUCCCUGGAGGACACAAAAAAGUUCUCGUUGCCAUGCAACACUUUCAGAAGUUUGCAGCCGAACGCACACGCUUCCAGAGUAUCAUCAAUGAUCUCGAUCGUUCAACGGGCGCCUACAGGGAUGAUGUGAAUCUCAAGACAGCCAUUAUGUCCUUCAUCAAUGCCGUUCUCAACUAUGGACCUGGACAGGAAAAUCUGGAAUUUCGUCUUCAUCUACGAUAUGAAUUUCUCAUGUUGGGUAUUCAGCCGGUGAUUGAAAAGCUUCGGAAGCAUGAGAAUGAAACCCUCGAUCGGCAUCUGGACUUCUUCGAAAUGGUUCGCACGGAAGAUGAGAAAGAGCUAUCGAGAAAAUUCAAUCACGAACAUGUGGACACUAAAAGUGCUACAGCAAUGUUUGAUGCCAUCCGCAGAAAACUCAGCCAUUCAUCUGCAUAUCCCCACCUCAUGUCGCUCCUUCAGCACAUGCUUCUUCUUCCAUUUACAAGCGCUAACAAUCAACACUGGCUAAUGUUUGAUCGAGUGGUUCAGCAAAUCAUUCUCCAGACAGACGCCAGACCACCCAGUGAUAUUGAUCCCGAUCAGUGUAGCACACCAAAACCCCAAGAUCCAGAUAUAGCUCCCUUGGCGAUUGACGUGAAGAAGAUUGUGAAGUUGCUGGUGAAGGAGGAGGAACUCACAGCGGCCAGGAGUCGAGCGGAUGAGUUGGAAAAAGAAAAUCUCGAUGCUCAGGCAAAGUUGGCAAAGAAGGAGCAGGAAUUAGAUUUGCGUACGCAGGAGAAGGAAGAUUUGGAAACGAGUCUCGCCAGAAUGAGGGAACGUCUGGAGAAGGAGAGUGCCAAUCACUCACAGGCUGUUCAGAGAGCCCUAAAUGCUGAGAUGCGUGUGGAAGAUCUGCAGCAUCGGUACAUGCAGGAGCAGCAGGAACGUGUACGUCUUGAGCGUCUAGUCACGGAGGGUAGCAUCCCUGAUGAUCAGAAAGUGGCCGGUUUGCAUGGGUGCAAUGGGCAAACAUCUACACCCACCAGUCCCAAAGCCACUGCAGCACCUCCACCUCCCCCACCUCUGUUGCCCAUGGCACCACCACCCCCGCCCGGAGCACCUCCACCACCAAUGCCAAUGUCUACUUGUCCGGCACCAACCACGGCCAAAUUCGAAGUGACCAAGAAGAAUGUGCCACAGCCCUCAAAUCCACUUAAGAGUUUCAACUGGUCAAAACUUCCAGAUGCCAAAGUCAACAGUACCAUCUGGAAUGAGCUGGAUGAGUCCAAGUGGUACAGUACCAUGGGACUGGAGGAAAUUGACAAACUCUUCUCGGCAUACCAAAAGAAUGGCGUCAAUAAUGAUGGUUCGAUAGAGGAUCUUCGGAUGAUUGGCAAGAACAGAACAAAGAUACUUUCAGUAAUUGAUGGACGACGUGCUCAGAACUGCACAAUUCUCCUCAGUAAACUCAAAAUGACCGAUGAAGAGAUCAGCAAAGCAAUUCUGUCCAUGGAUUCCAGUGAGCAACUACCAAUUGAUAUGGUGGAACAACUCCUGAAAUUCACUCCGUCGGCUGAGGAGAGAGCACUCCUGGAUGAACAUACUGAGGACAUUGAAUCUCUGGCCAGAGCUGAUCGGUUUCUCUUUGAGAUCUCAAAAAUUCCUCACUAUGAACAACGUCUGAGGAGUCUACACUAUAAGAAGCGCUUCCACGUGACCGUAAGUGAGGUUUCUCCGCGUCUCACCAGCGUCAUGGAGGCAUCCCGUGAAGUUGCUCGAUCACGCCGUUUACGGAAGCUACUGGAAAUUGUCCUGGCAUUGGGUAAUUACAUGAAUCGAGGAGCACGAGGUAAUGCUUCUGGUUUCCGUCUUGCUUCUUUGAAUCGUUUGGCUGACACAAAAUCAAGCUCAGCCAAGGGUACCACGCUCCUGCACUACCUCGUGCAGAUCGUGGAGACAAAAUUCAAGGAUCUCCUGAAGCUAGAUGAGGAUCUACCACAUAUCCGUGAGGCAAGCAAAGUAUCUUUGGGUGAAAUGGACAAGGACAUAUCGAUGCUGAGGAGUGGCCUGGCUGAGGUCACGAGAGAGAUUGAGUUUCAUCGAAGUGCUGGAGCACCUCAGAGUGGUGAUCGAUUCCUGCCCGUCAUGUGUGAAUUCCACGCUCAAGCCACCGUGAGACUAGCUGAGCUUGAGGAUAAGUUCCAGGAUAUGAAGACAAGAUUCGAUCGAGCAGUGCGUCUGUUUGGUGAGGAAGGAGCUGUUGUGCAACCAGACGAGUUCUUUGGAAUCUUCGAUACAUUCUUGGUAGCUUUCAUGGAAGCACGUCAGGACAAUGAGAAUUUCAGGCGUCGCCAGGAGGAAGAAGAGAAACGCGCCAAACAGGAAGCUGAGCUGAAGAAACGCACAAUUGAGCGCAAAUCCAAGGAGGGUGGAAUUCUCAGUUCCAUGGCAAAGAAUUUGGGUCUGAAAUCUUCUUCCAGCAGCCCAUCGAAGGGCGCUACAUCGACGGACAAUAAAGGAGAGUUCGAUGACUUGAUCUCAGCACUGAGGACGGGAGAUGUCUUUGGGGAGGACAUGGCAAAGUUUAAGCGUUCCCGGAAGACACGAGUGUCAACACCGGCAGCCACGAGCAAUGGAAAUGCAACGUCCCCACCAGUGAGAAACAGUUACCAUCGCGAGGAUAGCCGGGAGAGGAGCGGAAUGGCCCUCGGACGGAGGCAGUAAAUGCCAAAUCCUACAAGUUAAUCGUGUUUUAAUGUGAAUGUAGUGUUUUUAUAUAGAAGGAGAAAUGCUUCGCUCAAUUUUAUCCCCAAUUCUGAUGGAGACCUUUCUCUCCCUUUUUUUGUCAGAGAUGCCCCAUUUUUCGGUGCUACUUCUUUGAGGUACUUCUUAGAGAUUGUUCCCAUUUAUCAUUUUUUUUCGUGCAUUAUUAAGCGUAUCUUAGGAAAAACAACAAUACUGACGAUAAUUUAUAAUUUAGCAUAGGCGAUUUAGAUCAAGGACUUUUAAAAGUUAGAUUUUCUUUUGUAUUAUUGAAGAGAAAAGAAAAAAAACAAUGAAGCUUCUAAAAAAAAACAUGUGCAGAACAAGACUGGUCCAUAAAAUGCCAACGAGAAAUUUUUUGUAUUUAAAAAGAAAAAAACAUCUUUCUAUUUUGUAAUUUAAUCCUUUGAAUAAUUUUCCUUCUUAAUUCUUUCUAAACUUAAAUCUAAAUGAAAAAAAAAAACUUAUAAAUCUUUUCUAAUGGUAUAUUUUGUAUAUAAUUGUAAAAAAGAAAUAAUAAUCUCAAUUUUGUGUCGUCUCAAUCAUCCCCUAUACUUUCUUGAAAGUUCUACAAAUUUUUAUAUGCAUUUUGAGACAGUAUUUUACAUAUGAACGGAGAAGAAAAUAUUAUGAUGGAAAUAGUGGAACAAAAAAAAACAUUGUAGAAAAGUAUUGAAGCAAAAUAUCCCCCAAGAAUUUGUGAUUUUUCUUUGAGUGUUGUGUCGAAGCGCAAUCACCGGAUAAGAGAUUUUUUUUGGAUAUGAAGAGGCAUUAUCGUGUUAACGAGUUCACAAUUGACAUUGUAAGAAUGAGAAAAGAAUUAUGAAGAUUCAUUUCUGUUAUUGUACUCUUUGAAUCAAUUUUACUUAAUAAAAAUUAAUUGAAUUGA
Messenger RNA from Phlebotomus papatasi, 5256 nucleotides. It is a transcript of the gene DAAM, whose product is annotated as disheveled-associated activator of morphogenesis 1. NCBI's taxonomy places the organism in Eukaryota, Metazoa, Arthropoda, Insecta, Diptera, Psychodidae. Gene Ontology annotation, biological process: actin cytoskeleton organization; positive regulation of actin filament polymerization. The transcript has 8 exons. Bases 735 to 4328 code for a protein of 1197 amino acids. The record is from RefSeq and is a predicted model, not a curated record. Gene Ontology annotation, molecular function: small GTPase binding; actin binding.